UUUCUUUAGAAGUGUAUAUAUACAUACCUGUCUACUAAAGAAAAAUGCAAAAAGUCAAUCGAACAUUAAAGAAAUUUAUUUGCUUGUGUGAUAAAUUAACUUCACACAUAAAUUAAAAUUCUAGAUUAGUGUUUUUUUAACUUAUUGAAAUAUACGGCGUUAGUUUAAUGCUAACAACUGAGCCGUGGAGAAUGCCCAUACAUAUGUAUGUGUGUAUGUACAGUAUUGUAGGUCCGUGAUUGUGUGCUGGAGAUCAUUUGUGGAAAAUGAAAUACAUAUGUAUUAUAGAAAGUGCUUUUAAUAAAAACGUGAUGCAAUUGAAGCAUUUGCAACGAUUUGAGGACCGCAGCAUAAAAAAGGAUAGUUAUGAUACUUCUUCCAAAACACAAAAUGGCUUCCACACAAAUCCAUACUGAUGUAAUACGACAUAAGCUGCCAAUUUUCCAUUUAAUUUGUUCAAUAGCGAUUGCAAUUACGAACAACUUAAAUAACACCAAAGCAGAUCAAGUUAUUUUGUUGGAUACAACGAGAGAAGCCACAUUGGAAUGGACCAGAUACCCGUAUGGGCCUCAAGCGCAAACUCCAGGAUGGGUGGAAGAGUCGUUUACAGACUUCGUCAAAGGCAUUAAUUGGCGUAGCUAUGUGGUAUGCGAUGUUGCCUACCACAAUGUUAAUAAUUGGCUAUGGUCGCCAUUUAUUGACCGUGGACCCGCGAAUCGUCUUUACAUCGAAAUUCAAUUUACAAUUCGAGAUUGUUCACUCUUUCCAGGAAAUGCUUUGUCGUGCAAGGAAACGUUUAGUUUGUUAUUCUACGAAUUUGAUGCAGCUACCCGAGAGCCGCCUCCGUGGCAAACGGACAGUUACAAAUUAAUUGCUCGUAUUGCAGCUGGUGAAGGCCGAUUUAAUCAAAACUCUGAUGUAGAUAUUAAUACGGAAGUGAAAAGUAUAGCUGUCAACAAAAAAGGCGUUUAUUUUGCAUUUCGUGAUCAGGGAGCUUGCAUCAGUGUACUUGCUGUUAAAGUAUAUUAUAUAACCUGUCCGGCGGUUACCGAAAAUUUCGCUCACUUUAAUGAGACGCCUACGGGUCGUGAAAUUACCAUAAUUGAGAAACAAAACGGAACAUGCGUUGAAAACUCUGAGCCAUAUGAAACCCCGACAUACCUUUGUAAGGGUGACGGCAAGUGGACCAUUCUAACUGGCGGAUGUCGUUGUAAGGUGGGCUUUGAGCCUAAUGAAAUCAACAACACUUGCACUGAAUGCCCAGCUGGUAUGUUUAGAUCGGCUGAAGUGCGUAAGUGUGUGCCUUGCCCCCCAAAUUCGAAUAGCUCCAAAGCGGGCUCACCGUUGUGCAAAUGCAAAUCCGGAUACUAUAGACAUCCAAUUGAUGGAGGUUACAUGCCCUGCUAUAAACCACCCGGCCCUCCCACGAAUUUAACGCUGUUAUUUAUUGAUCAAACUAGCGCUAUCAUUUCAUGGAGUGCUCCCGCAAAAGAUUUAGAUUUUAUGGCAAACGGAAUGGAUAAAUUUCGCAGUGAAAUUUUAUACAAAAUACGUUGCACAAUGUGCAGCUCGAAUGUAAUGUUCAAUCCGUCAACGGAUACGUUUAAUGAAACAAAAGUAACGCUUACGAAUUUGGAUCCAGUUACUACAUAUACGGUGCAAAUUCAUGCAGCAAAUGGAAUUUCGCAUAUAGUUGAAAGCGCUAUCUUCGGCAAUGAAACAUUUUUUAAUAGUGAAAGUCAAUUUAACAAUGCUUCUUCAGCAUUUGCAAGUAUUAAUAUUCAUCAAUUUGAUCUAAACGAAAUCAAAACCAAUUAUUCUGAAAUUAUGUUUACUACGGAGUCUGUAAUGUUUUCAACCGUAUUUAAUUUACGUGUCGUCGCUAUUACAAAUAAUGAUGUCGAUCUUGUUUGGGAAAAACCCGUUCAGAGUGACACACCAAUUGAGUUGUAUGAAGUUCGCUGGUUUCCAAAAUCCGAUAUGGAUUUGAUCAAUAAAACUGCAUUGAACACGAAGGACACCAAAGUCCAUAUAGAUGGAUUAAUCGAUAAUACCGAAUAUGGAUUUCAAGUGCGCUGUAAAACAAAUAAUGGUUUUGGUUCAUACAGCAAUAUGGUGUAUGCUCAAACGCAUCUUUCAGUUGAAUCAGUUUACGAGGACACUAUGCAAAUACGAUUUAUUGCUGGUGCAAUUGUCACGGGUGUUUUCUUCUUGGUGGUUAUUAUUGUGGCGACGGUUUAUUUUAUGCGUUCCAAACAUCAAGAUGAACUUGACAAAAAGUCCACAAAUCAUCUGCCAUUGCCAAUAGACUACACUAGUAAUGAAGUACAUGCUAUGGAUACAACUCCAAUUGUUAAGACUCUACAUUCGAAUGUGACGACUCCUUUGUUUGGCAAUAGUCGCAGCUAUGUAGAUCCCCAUACAUACGAAGAUCCAAAUCAAGCAAUUCGGGAAUUUGCACGUGAAAUCGAUGCAAACUACAUUACAAUUGAAGCAAUUAUUGGUGGCGGCGAGUUUGGGGAUGUGUGUCGGGGACGUCUUAAAAUUCCUCCCAACUUUGUACAGGACAUUGAUGUUGCAAUUAAGACUUUAAAACCAGGCUCAUCGGAAAAAGCACGUUGUGACUUUUUGACAGAGGCUUCAAUUAUGGGGCAGUUCGAUCAUCCAAACGUAAUAUACCUUCAAGGUGUUGUCACACGCUCCAAUCCCGUUAUGAUUAUCACAGAAUAUAUGGAAAAUGGCAGUUUGGAUACUUUCCUUCGUGUUAAUGAUGGCAAAUUUCAAACUUUACAAUUGAUAGUGAUGCUGCGUGGUAUCUCAAGUGGCAUGUCGUAUCUGAGUGAUAUGAAUUAUGUACAUCGGGACUUAGCAGCACGCAACGUUCUAGUCGAUGCCCAACUCAUUUGCAAAAUUGCCGAUUUCGGAUUGUCUCGUGAAAUUGAAAAUGCCAGUGAUGCUUAUACAACUCGAGGUGGAAAAAUUCCUGUUCGAUGGACUGCACCGGAAGCUAUUGCGUUUCGUAAAUUUACAUCUGCAUCAGAUGUUUGGUCAUAUGGAGUUGUUUUAUGGGAAGUGAUGUCUUAUGGUGAACGCCCUUAUUGGAAUUGGUCAAAUCAGGAUGUUAUCAAAAGCAUUGAGAAGGGCUAUCGCUUGCCUGCCCCUAUGGAUUGUCCAGAAGCUCUAUACCAGCUAAUGUUGGAUUGCUGGCAAAAACAGAGAACACAUAGACCAACAUUUGCAAGCAUUGUAUCAACCUUAGAUAAUUUAGCAAGACAACCACAGUCUCUGCUAACCACAAGAAGUUCACCAGAGAAUGAUUCAACACAGCAUAUUCUGGAUACACAACGUGGUCAUAACAUUUUUAUUAGCACCGAUUUAUGGCUAGAGAAUAUCAAAAUGUCUAGAUAUUGUCAACACUUCAAAGAGGCUAAUUUAGUGAGUGCUCAACAGAUCUCAAGAUUAACAGCUCAACAGUUAUCCGAUAUGGGUAUAACUUUAGUUGGACAUCAAAAGAAGAUUUUACAUCAAGCUCGUCAGCUUGACACAAUAAUAUAAUAGCCGAUUAGGUUUAAGAUGUACAGACAUGAAAACCCAUAUAAUCAAUACGUACCAUUAAGUUGUUUCACACUCAAGAAUAAGAUAAACACCCUUUGAAUUAAGUAACAUUUGUAGUCUAUUAACUGUAAGUAUUUCUGAUAUAUACAAUAUAUAAUACUUAACCACAAUAUAAAUUAAGAAUAUAUAGGCUUUUCUUAUUUUAUAAAAAAUGUUAGUUUCGUAAUUGAUUUAUUUUAAAUUCAGUGUAUAAGUUCAACUCAUUCAAAUAUUAUUGUUCAACACAAUGUGAAGCUUUUAAAUUUUACUGUAUGAAAUUGAGUUAAGGUUUAAAUUAGACGAACGAAUGACGAUAUUUAAAAUACAUUUGUCGCUUUGGCAAUAGUACAACAGUA
Molecule: messenger RNA, 3950 nt
Organism: Drosophila nasuta
Lineage: Eukaryota; Metazoa; Arthropoda; Insecta; Diptera; Drosophilidae
Gene: Eph
Product: Eph receptor tyrosine kinase
Exons: 14
Coding region: 367-3555 (1062 amino acids)
Biological process (GO): ephrin receptor signaling pathway; axon guidance; protein phosphorylation
Cellular component (GO): dendrite; plasma membrane
Molecular function (GO): protein binding; ATP binding; transmembrane-ephrin receptor activity
Source: RefSeq, a predicted model, not a curated record